AUGCAUUUGAUAUUUCUGGCCACUUUGCUCGUCAGCAUCCUUUCGCCUUGGCUUCAUCCAUCACUAGCGUCAUCCGUUUCUCAAGGAGUAGAGGACAAGGUUGAGAGGGACGCAGUGCCAGCUCUGCUGAAGCAACAGGCAACUGCAGCACCUGCUACAGACAACAUAACACACCAUGCAGUAGAGCAUGUGAUCACCUACCCCUCGCGGUUGAUCUACUACCUAAACGAGGACUCGGAGAGUACCUACCAUGACUUGGACACCCGGGCCAAGAACCAAGCCACAGAGGGCCAGGCAGUCCACCUCGCCCAAGCCAGCUUCCAGUUAGAGGCAUUUGGCACCAGGUUUGUCCUGGAUCUAGCACUGAACAAUGAUUUGCUGUCUUCAGAUUAUGUUGAGAUCCACUACGAGGGCGGCAAACCUGUUCUCUCGAAGGGUGGUGAGCACUGUUACUACCACGGCCAGGUGAGAGGGAACGAUAACUCCCAUGUGGCCUUAUCUACCUGCAACGGGCUGCACGGGAUGUUUGACGAUGGAGUCUAUAUGUAUCUAAUUGAGCCCUUACAACAGACUCAUUCAAUCGAUACAGCUGCAAGGCCUCACAAAUUAAAAAGAACAGCCUCCCUUGACUGGAACAAUGAUUCAGAGGAACAGGUUGAGGAGGAGCAGCUCUUCUCAGAGCUGGAUGACUUGUCCUGGCUGAAGCGCAGGAAAAAGCGAGCAAUGCCUCGCAGUGUAUUUGAGGAGAUGAAGUAUUUGGAGAUCAUGAUUGUCAGUGACCACAGUAUGUUUAAACGACACAAGACCAAGCAGCACACAAAGAAUUUUGCCAAGUCUGUGGUGAAUCUUGUGGAUGCUAUCUUCAAAGAGCAACUACACACACGCGUGGUGCUUGUUGCUGUGGAGAUCUGGACGGACAAAGAUCACAUCCCCAUCAGCGUGAGGCCACUGGAAAUGCUGCGGGACUUUGCCAAGUACCGGCAGCAGAGCAUCAAACACCAUGCCGACGCUGUGCACCUCAUCUCAAAUGUGACCUUCCACUACCGCAGAAGCAGCGCAGCGUACUUCGGAGGCAUGUGUUCUGCGACACGUGGAGUCGGGGUCAAUGAGUAUGGCACCAGCUUGGCCAUGGCAGGAGCUCUAUCCCAGAGCCUGGCUCAGAACCUUGGCAUCCAGUGGGACCCGGCAUCCAAGAGAAAGGAAUGUGGUUGUGUUGAGACGUGGACUGGCUGCAUAAUGGAGGACACUGGGGUCCAACACCCACGCAGAUUCUCCAAAUGCAGCAUCUCAGACUACAAGGAGUUUCUUCUUAAAGGUGGAGGCUCUUGUCUGUUCAACAGGCCAACUAAGCUGUUCGAGCAAACAGAAUGUGGGAACGGAUUUGUAGAAGUGGGAGAGGAGUGUGACUGCGGUGCGAGAACGGAGUGCUACAAGGAAUGCUGCAAGAAGUGUUCCCUUGCCAACGGUGCGCACUGCAGCGAUGGUCCAUGCUGCAAUAACACAUGUCUGUUUUAUCCACGAGGUUACAGUUGCCGCUAUGCUGUGAACGACUGCGAUAUCUCAGAGACCUGCUCUGGGGACUCUGGACAGUGCCCGCCCAACCUCCAUAAACAAGAUGGUUACCUCUGCCAGGUAAACCAGGGCCGCUGCUACAGUGGAGAGUGCAAGACCAGAGAGAACCAGUGUAAAUACAUCUGGGGUUCAAAGUCAGGAGGCUCUGAGAAGUUCUGCUAUGAGAAGCUGAACACAGAGGGCACCGACAAGGGCAACUGUGGAAAGGACGGAGACAAAUGGAUCCAGUGUAGCAAACAUGAUGUGUUCUGUGGUUACCUUUUGUGUACCAACAUUGGCCGCAACCCACGCAUCGGGAUAGUAAAAGGAGAAAUUACUCCAGCCUCCUUCAACCAUCAAGGCAGGCUGAUAGAGUGCAGUGGUGGCCAUGUCCUUUUGGAUGAUGAGACCGAUUUAGGCUACGUGGAGGAUGGGACUCCCUGUGGGCCGUCAAUGAUGUGCCUUGAACGCAAGUGUCUGCCCAUCCAGUCACUCAACAUGAGCACUUGCCCUACUGGACCUAAUGGUCAGGUGUGCUCUACCCAUGGGGUGUGCAACAAUGAAGCCACAUGCACCUGUGACACCACCUGGGCGGGGACAGACUGUAGCAUGCCUGACCCGCCUAAAGAGCCUGAGGCCACUCAGGACGAAGGACCCAAGGGUCCUAGUGCCACCAAUCUAAUAAUAGGCUCCAUCGCCGGAGCCAUCCUUGUGGCUGCCAUAGUGCUGGGGGGGACUGGAUGGGGCUUUAAAAAUGUGAAGAAACGGCGAUAUGACCCCAACGCCUCAGCCAUUUAACCCAAGGAGAGAUGGCAAUCACAGACGGACUCCUCCAAGGCUUCCUUAGUUGGCUACCUGACAGCUGGACUGCACUUAUUGCUGCUGAUCUUUGGCAUUAGAUUUACUUGAAAAAGACAUAGUGGACAUUUUAAUAAAUUCCAUCGUAGUUAGAAAUGCAGCCUUUUCAACUCCACCUCACCCAUAUAACAAACGCACACCCCCCCCACCCUGAUCUCUAGAGUGACAGAGCUCCUCUGCCAUCCUUUAGUGCCAGUGCACAGGCGUUCAGGCGGAAUCCACACCACUCUCUCACCUGGCAUGACUAUCCGCACAAAACGUGCUGCUUGCUGGCCCCCUGGCAUGAAGAGUCCUCUCUGCAGGGCUCUGCAUGGCUACGAAAGCUAUGAAUAUACCGCAAAAAACAUACAAAGAGAAAAAAAACUGAAUUAUCUAAUGCAGGAGAUAGCCUGGUUAAAAACCAAACACAGUGGAAAGCCGGUUAAAGCUCCUAUAGUUCACGUUUAGGUGCUAUAGACAAUUAAGGAGGCUGCAUGUGAGGACCCAUAAGGGCAGUGUAUUUCACAUAGUGAAUGCACACACACAAAAUUGUACAUAAAUAAGGAGUUCAGGUUUGGUAUUAACAGCAUAUUUUACAAGGACAUAAAUUGCUUUUGUUUUUUAUCUUAGCAUGUUGUAUAGCGGGUGUUUUUGGCAAUGUUAUUGAAAAAAAUACUGCAAUUAUGAUUUGGGCCAAAAUUGUAAUCGCACGCUGCACAGCCUCCUGUGAUUUUCCGGGUGGAGGUCAAAGGUUAGAUUCACGGUGCCAUGAAAAUGUUGCAACGGCCCAUCAUUCAGAAACCCCAAUAGUCCAAGAUGGUCCCAUUAGACUGAAAGCCCAUUUGUCCAACAGCCCGUUGUUCCGAAAACAACAACCUGUUGCUCUGAAGGGUAUCUUCUUCUACUUCUGUACGUAGCCUAACUUUAAACAUACUCCACAGAGUUUUUAACUGGUUAGGAUACAGUCUCAGUAAAUACUAAUGCCUCUUUCUCUAUAUAGUUAUUCUUACUUAAAAACAGUGGAAACACUUCCGCUCUUGUCCACAGGGGUCGCCAAAAUCAACACAAAAAGAAUGUUCCUUGAAGCUGCUAGUAAGUAACAAAUAUGCUUAUUUGAACCCAAACCAUGAUCUUUUCCUAACCCUAACCAAGUAGUUUUGGUGCCUCAACCUAACUGUGACCGUCACAUUAUUGUUACCAUCACGACAAAGGUCACCUGACUUUGUCCUUUUCUGCGUGUUCCAGGGAGAUAGUGUAUUUUCAGAAAAGAAACAGGCCUUGGGAGCAGUGGGCUUUUGCUUUCGGGAUAACAGGCUGUAACACAAAUGUGCAUUCGGUCCAAUGGGACAUUUUUCAAACUAUUAGGAUUUCGGAAUAAUGACUCGUCGGAACAAUGGGCAGUCCCCAGAUUGGACGACAGCAGACAGAGCAGCUGUGGUGUCGAGGAGAAGCAUGUCAGUUCUAGAGGGAUUCAGACUGAUACCAUGUCAGAUUACCAAGAUCACAAGAAACCCCACCCCGCACCCCUCCCCCCGGAGUAUCUUCAACAGUGACUCAAAAGCCAAAGAACCAAUCACCUGAACAUAUGGAUGUUGUUGCACACAGAGCACUUUCCCCUCUGUCUGCAGCCAGUGGUGCCUCUCCUACUGCUGAGGGCAUGAAGUCUGUCCAUGCAGGCGCUCACCUGUCCAGCCAGGUCCCACGUAACAGUCCUCAUCAACACCCACUAUACUGGCUUAACCUUUUGCUCUCAUAAACUCUUAGUAGAAAUCAAGCUCAGCUCUACUGGAAACGCUGCAUGCAAUCACUAUAGUGGGCUUAUAAUUCUAUAUGGGAGUCCCCAAAAUCCGCAAGAAAAAUAUGCUACAAAAGAUAGGUGCAUGUCAACAACAAAAACAUUUAACUUUUAUUUACUAUGCAAAGAGAGAUAUUGCACAAAAGUAUGGGUAAUAAUGUCAUCAGUGUAGACAUGGAAUUACAAAAAGUUCUGCUAAAUCAGCUAAUCUUUUGUAUUUGGCCACUCCCACAUCUCGUUUCACUUCGCUUCAACGUACUCAAUCUAUGAAUGGACAAACAAAAAAAAGAACUGAUCUAAUAUUUCCAAUGAAAAGCAAGAGAGCACCCUUUUACAUUUGUGUAACUAAAAAUCAUUUUUGUGUGUUUUUCAUCUGAUAUCUGAUAUCUUUAAUAUCUGAUAUUUUUAAUCACACACAUACACAUACACAAACACGUACACAAACACACUAAUAUGGUGCCUGUGCAUAUUGAGGCCUGAACAGUUUCCUUGUGCAGGGCUAUUAUUUCCAGUCCAGCUGAUAGUUGGUGUGUUCCAGGUGCUGCCAUAGCACUGGCAUCGUUGUAAUCCUCCAUGUUACUCAUCGUCUGGUGUCCCUCUCUCACUGCAUCAUGUACAGUUGGACCGAUGAAUAAACUACUGACAAA
This is a messenger RNA of Morone saxatilis (striped sea-bass), 4830 nucleotides long. RefSeq names its product disintegrin and metalloproteinase domain-containing protein 23 (gene adam23b). The record is from RefSeq and is a predicted model, not a curated record. Bases 1 to 2349 code for a protein of 782 amino acids. Gene Ontology annotation, biological process: proteolysis. The transcript is spliced from 26 exons. Gene Ontology annotation, molecular function: metalloendopeptidase activity. Gene Ontology annotation, cellular component: presynaptic membrane. NCBI's taxonomy places the organism in Eukaryota, Metazoa, Chordata, Actinopteri, Moronidae.